AAUGUCCAGAUAUCGUACUAGAUACGGACGUUAUACUAGAAUAAAACAUAAUGAAAUUGUAAAAUUGAAUAUUGUAGGUAAUUCUAAUAAAUUAAAUGAUCGUGGAUGUCUAUAUUCUCCAUUCCUAAAAGCGGAUGAUAUUCUAAGUAUAUGUAUGAAUGCCUUUUCUCCGUUAUUAGUUUUAUCUUCUGUAACUUCGUUCAGUAUUCAAAUUGAUGCUAGCGCGGCAGAAAUGCCUCAAGAUAACUUUGUAUCACUCGAAGAAUUUGUGAACGUUUGGGAGGUAACAGGUGUUGAAUUAGAUUGUAGGGCACAAAUUUUUAAAGCUUCUGAAAACUAUUUCUUUCACUAUAUACAAUUGUUUGCAAAUUGUUUAAAUAAUCUACCUGGAAUUGAUAAAUUAAGCGAACGAGAAAAGAUAACAAGAUUUGUACCUGGUGUAACUCUUAUUUAUUUAUUCCUACAUUUAAAUAUUCUUAAAGAUUGGUUCGAUAAAAAAUAUAAUGUACAUUUAUGCGAUACUAACAUAACAGUUAAUACUGAAUUAAUAGAAAGUGUAUCAACUGUUAUUACAUUUGAAAAACUAAAACAAUUUGCAAAAGAUUUUGAAGAAAUCAAUUUCACAAGAGAAGAAAUUGUUCUUAUUUGUUCAUUAAACUUUUUUAAAAGUCGUAAAUCACCAAUAUUAGCAUAUUAUUAUAAAAAAAUACUUGUAGAAUUAUCCAACUAUUUAGAAAAUAAAUAUAAUAAAUCGUCAAUAUUAAGAUGGCAACAAUUGCUAUCUUUCUUUGUAAGAUCAGCCGAAUUUCAGAGAGCUAUUGUUAAAGAAUAUCAAAAAUAUGGAGAAUAUUUAAGUAAAACGGUUAAAAAUCCAGUAUUUAAAAGUAUGUACCGUCUCGGUGAUUAUGAAGAGAAUAUUGCAAGUAUUGAAAAGUUAAAAUUGUUUUGA
This is a messenger RNA of Dimorphilus gyrociliatus, 949 nucleotides long. The record is from the annotation of a GenBank genome assembly. Lineage: Eukaryota; Metazoa; Annelida; Polychaeta; Dinophilidae.